UCGACACUUUUAGAAGAAAAACACCGUCUCAAGUCUGAAGUCUCCACUCACUUCUUGUUCUUUUGAAAAACCAUUACAUUACGAUCUUCUCUCCGCCGUCCACCACCGCAAGUGCCGUCACUGUACUCCGUCAGAAAACGCGAAAUCCCCGAAAAGACCUUGGGAAAAAAAAAAGUAAGCCGAAAACAUGAGUAGAGGAAGUGGAGGCGGGUACGAUCGCCACAUCACUAUUUUCUCCCCCGAGGGGCGUCUCUUUCAAGUGGAGUAUGCUUUCAAGGCUGUUAAGGCUGCUGGGAUCACCUCAAUUGGCGUCCGAGGAAAGGAUUCGAUUUGUGUCGUUACUCAGAAGAAGGUUCCGGACAAACUGUUGGAUCAGACAAGUGUUACACAUCUCUUUCCCAUCACAAAGUACCUUGGUUUAUUGGCAACUGGCAUUACGGCUGAUGCUAGGACACUCGUUCAACAAGCAAGAAAUGAAGCAGCUGAGUUUCGCUUUACAUAUGGAUAUGAGAUGCCCGUGGAUGUAUUGGCUAAAUGGAUUGCAGACAAAUCACAGGUCUAUACUCAACAUGCUUACAUGAGGCCCCUUGGAGUAGUUGCUAUGGUCUUGGGUAUUGAUGACGAAUGUGGGCCUCAGCUUUACAAAUGUGACCCAGCUGGUCAUUACUUUGGUCACAAGGCCACAAGUGCUGGAUUGAAGGACCAAGAGGCGAUUAAUUUCUUGGAAAAGAAGAUGAAGAAUGACCCUUCAUUUACCUAUGAAGAGACAGUUCAGACUGCCAUUUCUGCCUUGCAAUCAGUUCUUCAGGAGGACUUCAAGGCCACUGAGAUAGAGGUUGGAGUGGUGCAGAAGGAGAAUCCAGUAUUUAGAGUUUUAUCCACGGAGGAGAUAGAUGAGCACUUGACUGCAAUAAGCGAGCGCGACUGAGUUCUUGGAUUUGAUAAAACAAGGAUAUGAUUGUUCAAACUAUCUGAUGUUAGAUUAAAUCAUGUACUUUUUGUCUGGGAACAUUGAAUUGAUUUCCUUCAUGAUAUUUGAGUAUUAGUUACCCAAGAUUGAUGCAACUGCAGACAAAUGAAAACGCCCGAAUGGAAGAUAUAAUUUUUAUUUUAUUUUAUUUUUUUAAUUUCA
Molecule: messenger RNA, 1132 nt
Organism: Gastrolobium bilobum
Lineage: Eukaryota; Viridiplantae; Streptophyta; Magnoliopsida; Fabales; Fabaceae
Product: proteasome subunit alpha type-6
Exons: 9
Coding region: 188-928 (246 amino acids)
Biological process (GO): ubiquitin-dependent protein catabolic process
Cellular component (GO): proteasome core complex, alpha-subunit complex; proteasome core complex; nucleus
Source: RefSeq, a predicted model, not a curated record